Messenger RNA from Trichomonas vaginalis G3, 1524 nucleotides. RefSeq names its product spectrin binding. Lineage: Eukaryota; Parabasalia; Trichomonadida; Trichomonadidae. The coding region runs from base 1 to 1524 and encodes 507 amino acids. The record is from RefSeq and is a predicted model, not a curated record. The transcript has a single exon. Gene Ontology annotation, molecular function: protein binding.
AUGAAAGCCCUCGAAUAUAAGUAUGCAGCUUCACUAGAAAUUAUUAUCAGAUUGGAUGACUUCAGUAGAUUUGUUGAUUUCGUUAUUAAAAACUCAAUAAAUGUCAAUUCUCGAUUUCCAGCUAUGCAAAACCGAAAGAUUUCAUUUGCACCACUUAUUGCUGUUGCCGCUUACUUUCAUUCUUUUACUAUUUUUUCAACAUUGCUCCAAAAAUCAGUAGAUAUUGACUUUUCAAAACUAAAAAUGCAAAGAGUUAAGCCACUUUUACAUUAUGCACUAGCUGGCGGUCAUAAGGGCAUUGUUGAACUGUUACUUGAUAAUAACUGCGACUUGGAAAAUGCCUUAAUUCCUUGUAUUAGAUAUGGACAUUUAGAAUUAACCAAAAAAUUUGCAGAAUUUAUUCAAAAUGAUAAUGACAUCCCAUUUACUAGCGUUCUUGACGAAUUUUUCCCACAAACAAAAGCAAAUAAAUCAGAUUAUGCAAUUAAACUUGCUAUUCGCUCUCAAAAGAUGGAUAUGCUAGAUUAUAUCUAUAAUCAGCUUUAUUCAGACGAAGAUCGGCAAAAAGCAGAUCAUUUAUUUUUCACAAAUGAUAAAUACAGAACAGCAUUACAUUACGCAUGCCAUUUUGAUAGUUUUGAUAUCGUUAAUUACAUUUUCCAAAAGAAUCCCUUUCAAAUGAUCCCUUCCGAAGGAAAUACAGUUACUCCACUUCAUUUCGCCUUUAAUUCACAAUUACCGAUGCAUACACAGAUUAUUUGUCCAAUACUUGCAUCAGUUUCCAAAUGUGAAAUGCUUGCUGAUUAUCUUCCUCAAAUUUUGAAUUCAUUUGACAAUGAAUCAAUGACAAUUCUCCAUUAUGCAGCGAAAUAUGCUAUAAAAGAUGCAGUUGUGAUGCUUUUGGAUGAGUUUAAAGAUAAAAUUAACACAAAAUUACAAAGAGAUGAUGGAUUUACUCCUAUAAUGCUUUCUGUUUCAAGCAGAGAUCUAGAAACAUUAAAAGUGUUCAUGGAAAAGACACCUCAAGAUGAUGAAAUUACAAAUAACUUAGGAAGAAACGUAUUACAUAUCGCAGCUCGACAAAACUUCAUUGAAGGUUUUGAUUUGAUAUACAAAAAGUUCCCUGAAUUACUGCAUCAAAUAGAUUUGUGCCAAAUGAGUCCACUUAUCGCUGCAGCUGUUGAAAGAAGUUUCGAUGUCGUUAAUUAUAUAAUAUAUAAUGAUCCUGACUUCGUCAAAACUGAUAAAUGCGCUAUAUCAGGACGAAACUUGCUUCAUUGGCUCGCUAAAAUGGGAAAUGCAGAAAAUAUCAUUCAAGAAAUUGUUCAAAGAGGAUUGAUUGACGUUAAUUCGCUUUCAAGAGAGCCUCCAUUAACGCCUUUGUUCCUUGCUGUUAGAGAAAAUAAACCAGAAACAGUUAAAGUACUGAUUGCUUGUGGAGCUGAUCCAAAUUAUGGCGCAGAGAAGUUUUUAAAGCCAUCUCAGAUUCCAUGUCCAACUAUUAUCAAAGAACUCAUGAAAUAA